AUGUCACGGUUAUAUUCUUCUCCGAGCAAGCGCAAGGUUACACCUUCGUUCGAGAUGGACCAGGGAACCUUCAAGCGGAAGCGGAGGAUCUACGUGACCAAAAAGAAGAUCGUAGAUAAUACGCCGCUGACCCACACCCACCCUUUGCCCCAAAAGCAAGAAGAAGUUGAGGAGGCUUGGCAUUGUAAACACAUUGCUUUACCGGUGGAUUUGCAAGACUUACAAAUCGACCUCGAUCGGAGUGACGUCAAAGCCUUGCUUCAUUCCAUUUUCCCUGCCACUCUCAACGUUGCCGAGGCGAGAAACCGCUCAAAUAUGAUUUUUCAGUUUGAAAAACUUCCCAGCCCACCGUGGCCACUCACCAUUGGAGGCAUACCAGUGACUCUUUUAGGAGGAGAUACCUUUGGACGGACCUUCCUGUUCCCGAAGGAGACCCUGGGCAAUUUGAAAGUGGCCAUCUGCUCCGCUCAUGAAAUCGGUACACAAAUCUCCGACUGUCAACUACGAAUCCUGGCCCAAGAAGUUCAAUGUUACUUUCAGAACCACCUGCCUGGAGUUGAACUCGUGGAAAUCUUGUUCUCUAAUGCUUAUUCUUUCUACGUCGUGCUUGAUGAUGGUAUCAAGAUUCCAGAUAUCCUUAUAAAGCUACCUGGAAAAAUUACAAAUCGUCCGGUCUACUAUCUAAACGAUCAGGACCUUCAUCGCCCGAUGUGGGCUGAUCUCCCGGCUAAACGUCACAUGAUGCUACAGCCUGCACUAGGUAUCCCUGAUGAUACACCCUACGACAUCAUUAGACCAGGAAUCAUGAUUUGCAGCAAAUUAUUCAAGGAACAUGCACAUCCAGCAUUCUUUUCAACGACAUCAGGUGUGUUUGUCCAGAAUGCGGCUGGUGAGACCUUCAUGACUGGUGCAUCUCAUGGAAUUGGGGAAUCCAACAAUGUUUUUCAACCAAAAAAUCCAGAUAUUGCGGUUGGCUAUGCAGCGAUAAACAUUCCACACACGGAUAUUAUAUUAGUCCGCCUGAAAAAGGGACUUCUAUUUGAUCUGGAAACAUUCGAGGAAGAAGGUGGAACUACACCAAAGUUCACCCGCUUGGCUAACUCCAGUGACAAUAAAAACCUCCUCUUCACUAACCUCAACAGCCCGUUUACUGGGAGAAUGGAUGGUGUCGUUAUCGGCAAGUCGGUGAAAAUUAAAGGUUCAGGCACCGCGUAUAUUGUCUACGAUUGGUCUUAUAGUGGGCAAGUAGAGGACAACAGUACGGUGCAAGCACCUGCAGACGGCGUUUGUGGCUCGGCAAUCUGGGAUGAUAAUGGAAUCGUAUUAGGAUUUUAUCACUACUACAUCAAGGAGGGAAGAUGGGCCGGAUUCUCGGCUUCUGUUAGUGCAAGCGAACUGACCGAAGUGGGAUAUACUCUGGCACAGCCCGGUGGGAAGCUCUUGGAAGCCUUGGAGCUUGGACAAAAGUAA
Messenger RNA from Penicillium taxi, 1470 nucleotides. RefSeq lists its product as uncharacterized. Bases 1 to 1470 code for a protein of 489 amino acids. NCBI's taxonomy places the organism in Eukaryota, Fungi, Ascomycota, Eurotiomycetes, Eurotiales, Aspergillaceae. The transcript has a single exon. The record is from RefSeq and is a predicted model, not a curated record.